This is a messenger RNA of Pocillopora meandrina, 4482 nucleotides long. The record is from the annotation of a GenBank genome assembly. Lineage: Eukaryota; Metazoa; Cnidaria; Anthozoa; Scleractinia; Pocilloporidae.
AUGGCCGAAGCUGUGGGAGAAGAACAGCCUCUUCUUCCAAAUGAACGAACAUAUUUGGGCUUGCGGCGUAACAGACAGCCGCAGGAUGUCAAUGGAUGCUACCGAUUUUUAUUGAAAAUUGUCAAAAUCACUUUCUGUACACUUGGAUUAUGGAGUCACCGGGCUUGGAACUACAUCCCACGAGUACUAGUCGGUCUAAUUUGUAUUUAUCAAGCUGUUUACGAUUUCUAUGUCGUGUUAGGUUGCCACGGUUUUGAUUGCAGUUUCUUACAAAAUUCAACGGAUUCUAAGAAGCCCUCUCAUCACAAGGAUGAUCGUCGUGUUGCAAACGCUGUUUACACGAUAGUCUCAUUGGCAGCAGUGGUUUCUUACCUGUUCUUUAUCCGUUGUUUCAUCGUAGCAAAGCACAAAAACUCAGCUAUGGUCGCACCGUCUGAAUUUUUGAUGGAAGACCUUACAAGAACGGACUGCUGGUGGUUGUGUCUUAUUUUCACUUCAAUAACAAUGUUGUAUCUAAGCUCGGUGGCUGUGUUUUACGCUAUCAUAUGGAUAAGUCAGCCAAAAGAUUCCUAUUUCACCUUUCUUGCCACCGGAGUAGGAGCCCAGUUUUUCGCGCAGUGGACAGCAAUAACAACUUGUCACGUGUUUGGCGUUAGUUCCUUUGCAGUAGGUGAGUUAUAUUCUGAAAAAAUAAGAUUUCGGGAAUAUGCCUCCGUGGUAAUGGAAGUUUAGUAUCCCGAAGUCAUAAACACAUGUUUUCUUUCUAUUAACACAACCGUUUAUUUCUCUGUCGCACUUUUUCUAGGAAAAAAGCACUGCCUCAAAAGCGACGUGUAUGACUACACUAGCGUGCAGUGUCAAUCAAAACUCAACUACACUCGGGCCCAGUCUCCGACAAAUGAUAGAAAAAAAACAAUUUACCGCUUGUGGGAACCAAAUUUCCGUUUCCAGAGACACCAAAUAACUCGCUUUAGUUUUUGAAUUAAAGGUUUAAUCCUCACAAAGUGAAACCUCAAAUCAGUAGGAAAACACAACUCAAAAUCUCUGCUCUCCCAAAAAACGUCCCCGAUACGUAUUUUUACGAGGUACGUAACUGGAACCGAGGCUCACAAUUUCAAAACGAGGUUAUCAGUCACGCAACUCCAAAAAAGAAAACACAGUCACGACACCACUAAUCACUUUCUUUUUUUGACGUUGAUGCUCUUUUUCAUUGAUCAAUCUUUCCGCCAGUUUCAUCAUCUCUCUGCCUGGGGAGUCUCCCGCUUUUUUUUCUUUUUUCUUUACCCUUUACUCUGGGUUUCCUUCAGGCAAGCAGUCAAUUUCUAGAUGAUAGACGUUCAAGAUAGUUGAUAGCAGCACCUGGUCGUAUUUGGAAGUAAAAUUCAAAUCCUGUCAAAGUCUCAAAUUAAUAAGGCUUUUUUCUCUGCGAUCUCUUUAAUUCCUGUUCACCUUUGUGGUUCACUAUUUUCGCUCUCAUUAUACAGAGGUCAAAAUAUCAUUCAGUCAAUUUAUUUGACUUUAUUAGACUUUUAUCUGUAGAUUCCUGGCCUGAAGACUACUGAACAUCUUGAUUCACUCUAAAUUCCUAAAUAUAUAUUUAGAUUAUCAACUUAAGCAACAUAAGCAAUAUGCAAAAACAUAUCCACCAAAGCCACAAUUAUCAUCCCCAUCAUGGAUUAUAUCACGGACAUCACUUUCAUCACAUCAUCAUCAUCAUUAUCAUCAUCAUCAUCAUCAUCAUUACCAAGCCAAUCUUAUCACAUCUUAGGCAAAGGAGACACCACUACAUUUACCCCUCGCCUAUCACAAUCGUUAACACGAAACGCUGGAACCAACAGUAUCCCCACCUCAACUUCCAUAGUCACUGGCAUGUAUGAAAUAACCACAGCUGUAGUGGUUGUUGCCACCAACAUUUCUAACUUUACCAUAGCCAUUUUUUAGCCAUCACCAUCUUUAUCUGCAUCAGCACUGCCACGACUACUAAAUGAAACCACUUCCUACACCAGCAUCUUCUACUAAUUAUUAACUAAUCAGCCCUUCCAACACUUGAUAUUAGUACCGAUAUCGUGAACUACCAGCACAAUAACCAUCCUCACAAACCGCUGGCUAUAGGUGCUCUCGUCACCAGGGUCAUCGCUAUCGCCAUCUUAAGUUUCAUAUCUUUCCACGUACACUGGAAUGCCUACCUGAGGCAUAAACGCUAAUCUAACUUCAUUACAGACACACCUUUUUCACUGCUUUCAGAGACACCAUCAACUCCGCAGGCAUCACAACCCUAAACACAAAACUGUGACCAUCACCACCAUAUUAAAUGUGCCAAGAGAACUAAAUACUCUUUGUAACUUCAACAGCAUCAUUUUCAUUGCUGCAAUAAACCAUACACCUACAUCACUGCAUGUGCUACUAAUACAACCUAUUAUUAUACAUUAGAUUUAUUGUGAAAAAUUUGAUUGGUCGAAAGCAUUCAGUCGUUAUACAAUAGCGUGUGAAAUUGCAAGAACGAGUUAUCCUAUCACAAAACUAAUUUCGUGUUCAAAGUCUUCCUAGUUUCCAAGCCCCUCGCCUGUGUAGUGUUUUCUUCUGCAGAUUGUUUGAAAAAUGUAUUGUAAAACAAUUAUUGAAUCCGGUUUUCGCAUGAUAUCAUGAAUUAUCAAACCUCGUAUGAGUGUUAUCAGUCUCAACCUUUGGCUUCGGCAGAUAACUCAGAUCUCGGCGUUGAUUAUUAAUCACAUCAUACUCCACCUCAUUCAAUAAUUGCUUAAUGGCAGAUGAAGUUGACAUGAUAACCCAAUAUCUGCAAUUCAAUUUUGAAUUCAAAGUCUGCCUAAUAUACAAGCGCCACGUGUCUGUGUUAUCUGCGUCAGCCUUCAGCCUCAGCAGAUAACUCAGACCUCAGUUUUGAUAAUUCGUGAUAUCACGCUCAACAACAUCCAACAUUUGCUUAUUAUCGUCAGCUUCAACAUUAUCAUUGCUGGCAUUUUAAAAUUCACUACCAUAUAACAGUUUCAAGGAGGAAAAGCACUAUCACCGCUACCAUUUCCAACAUCACCCGCGUCGUCUGCUCAAAAUAGCACCACAACCUUCUUGACCACGGUGAUGAUCGCCUUCCAUGUCAUCAUCACCAUCCCCACCCUUGUGCUUUUUGCAUCUUUAUAAUCACUUCAUGAUCGCAAUUGUUCUCAAUUUUUCUCAGGAACUUAUGCAGAGGACACGCUGAGGCACAUUGAACAGAUUGAAGAACAACAUAGAAGCCUCGACAAGAUCAUAACAUUACACCAGGGACUCUGCACAGUUGUUUUCAACACAGUGUCAUCCUACAGUGUCUGGUUUGUAGUGCACUGGGUCAGUUAUGGAGUAGGAGUUGUUCUGUCUGUAAUUUACAUAUCUAAAGAAAUACUCUUCAGAAGCAAGUAUGGCACUCCUAUAAUAAACCUGGUGUACCUUGGCUUAUUCUUUGUCUGCCAUAUCUAUUUAUUCCUUGUUCCAUGCAUCUUCGCUGCAAGAAUCACAAGCAAGUGCAGAGGUACGAUAAUUAUUUUAAAAUGCAUAAGAAUACUUUUGCACUUUCACUCUUAUUGUAAACCGCGCCGCCCUGCAGGGGAAAGUUUAUUAUAACAGAGAGCUUUUCGAUGGAGGGUCGUAAAACAAAAACGAAAGCAAUCAAAACGGUCGAGCAAAUAAAAAGGAAAAUAUCAUAAGUAGCCAAUAAGAACUCGGAGUGAAAACAAGCAAACUGCGGGAAAACACGGAGGACUAAAUCGAGAGAGUGGCGGAAGUCUUACAGACCAAUCAUAGCGCGAAGUAAAGAAAAACCAAUGAGAUCCCAGAUUUCUUUCGAUACCUAAUCGAAAAUUGCCUAAUGGGUGACACAUUCGACUCUACGAGUCAUAAAAUGUUUGAAAAAUGAAGAUGUGCAAGUAUGCUCAUUUUCAGGAAUUUUGAGGAAGUGAAAGCCACAAGACAACGAUCUAAACUAAUUAUUUGAAAUUUUCUUAACAGACAAGCAUUGUGAAUAAGAAUCUGAAAUGGUCAAAUUUUACUUUUGCAAUUGGUUGUUAGGAUGAAAUUAUGCUAACUAAGCUAUUAAAAAGGUUACAAUUUUUAGAUAAAGGAUUUUACGAAUUCUGUUUGUAAAAGCCUGUUUCAUAUUUCAAUAUUCACCCUACUUACACAAUCUAAAUGGCUCCAACGUUAGAUGUGUUCCGUAAUUUCGACUUAGUAAUUGACAGCAAAGAGAUUGCUUACCUUAACAGACUCUUCUUUUACAUUAAAGGAGUGUACGAGAAAAUCAACUCCACCACAUUUGCGAACUGGAACGUGGAUGGCCAUCCAUUCAGGGAUCGUCAAAACAUCGCUCUCUUCAUUUCAUACGCUAAGGACAGUGGCUGUGGAUUCAAAAUCGGUAGAAUCACCUUCAGCACCUCAUUGGCCUGGCUAUCCUUUUUCUUUGGACUGAUAGGUUUAUUGUUUCACUUUUUUUAA